Messenger RNA from Prunus armeniaca (apricot), 237 nucleotides. NCBI's taxonomy places the organism in Eukaryota, Viridiplantae, Streptophyta, Magnoliopsida, Rosales, Rosaceae. The record is from the annotation of a GenBank genome assembly.
AUGGGGAGGCCAAGGAAGGAGGUAAUCAGAAGUCAUAACAUCGGAUCAACGAGUGCCACCCCAAGAAAAGCUGCACUUCCUAUCUUGAUUGAUGCCCCUGAAGAGCUUGGGAAUGGAAUCUUCAAAAAACUGGUGGCAAUGGCCAUCCCAAGAACUUUGUUGUUGCAAUCUUCUUGUUAUCGCUUUGUGUUGAUAUUGGGAGGUUGGAACACAAUGGUCAGCUAUUUGAUAAAGUAA